Messenger RNA from Panonychus citri (citrus red mite), 1533 nucleotides. Its product is annotated as major facilitator superfamily domain-containing protein 4A-like. Gene Ontology annotation, biological process: transmembrane transport. Bases 148 to 1533 code for a protein of 461 amino acids. The transcript has 4 exons. The record is from RefSeq and is a predicted model, not a curated record. Lineage: Eukaryota; Metazoa; Arthropoda; Arachnida; Trombidiformes; Tetranychidae.
AUGAUUAGUUGAAACCAUGAAUAGAUAAUCAAUACUUACUAAAUUAAUCAAGUGGAAACACUUGCAGUUAGAUUUCAAUGAUUAGUCUUAAUUGUUAUUUACAAAUUUCUCAAGACUUAAACUACUGUUGAUUAACAUCUAACCACAAUGAAGGCUUCUCGUUUCAUUCACGAUAAUAGAUACAAAAUAUUCAAAACUUUACUUGCCUAUUUGACCUACUUUUGCAUCGGUGGUGCGAUUACUUUGGUUGGGUCAAGUUUAUUAGAUUUACAGAUUCGGGUCAACACCGAUUUCGCUACUGUCUCUUAUGCUAUUCCAGUUCGAAGUGCUGGACAUAUCGUUGGAUCAGCUGUUGCUGGUCUAUUGGGUCAAAGGUUCAGUCAGUCGUUUGUCUUGUGUUUCUGUAACUUACUUUCAGGAAUAUUCAUUGGAAUUGGUCCAUUUUUUACUCAAUUCACUUAUCUUGGAACUUGUUUAUUCUUAGCUGGUAUAAUUCAUGGUAUCUCUGAUAUCGCUUGUAAUUCAUUGUUGGCAUCUACAUGGAAGGAAAAUUGUGCCAAUUGGCUUCAAGUGCUUCACAUGUCCUGGGGCGUUGGAUCGUUGAUCACCCCGGUUAUUUGUCGACCUUUCCUACUACCAACCACUGGUGAUGAGACGGGAAUAGUUCACCUAUCAAAUUUAACCUUAAAUGGUUCAUUAAUCGAUCCAGUGGUCAAGCCGAUCUACACCUCCGAUGAUGUUAUGGUACAAUAUGCAUUCUUAAUCAUAUCGAUUUGUGCAUUGACCCUUUCGAUUCCCUUUGGUUGUAUAUAUUUUAAGGAGAAAAGUGCUUCAAUUAACACAGUCGAUCACACGAAAACAAUUAACCCUGAUAAUAUCCAACAGAAUUACAGUCCAUUGAAAACUUAUUCCGCUGUUGCAAUGGUCGCAUUAAUAAGUCACCUUGUUUAUGCUAUCGAAACGCUAAUCGGAUCUCUUGGACCUUCGUUUGCGGUCAAAAGUGACCUUCAUAUGGACAAAAAGACUGGAGUUUUAUUGACCACAGUGUUUUGGUCUUGUUUCUCAUUCUAUCGUUUAAUUUUCAUCCCGUUAACAUUUGUCAUCUCUCAGACCAAAUUGCUUAUAUCAAGUUUGAUCAUUUCUCUUGUCGGUAUUCUGAUCACCGUCCCAUGGGCCAAUUACUAUACGAGUUGCAUUUGGGCUGGAUUCACACUCAUUGGAAUCGGUAUAUCGCCAAUAUUUUCAGCCGCCUACGGAAUGCUGGCCAAACAUAUCAUCGUAACCAGUAAAAUAUCAUCAAUAGUAUUUAUACCCGGUGUUCUUGGUGAAUCAAUUCAUCCAGCAAUCGCUGCCACAUUAUUGGACAAAAAUCCAAUCUCGUGCCUUUAUUACAUUGGUGUUUUAGGGAUUCUUUUCGUUUCGAUCUAUCUCAUUCUCCUUGUGUAUUGUGCAAGAGUAUUCAAAGUCCCAGCAAGUCUUCAACAUCGUGAGGUUGCCGAAAGGUCAUCAAUUCGAAGCAUUAGUCGCUAUUAA